AUGUCUCAACUUAGCUACGCCCGCUACGGCAAGGACAAUGUCCGCCUGUACAAGGUCGACAAGGAUCACAAGACUGGCAUUCACACUGUUGUGGAGCAAACAGUUCGUGUUCUGCUUGAGGGAGACAUAGAGACCUCCUACACGCAAGCAGAUAAUUCGGUCAUUGUUGCCACAGACACACAAAAACAGACCACGUACAUCCUCGCUAAGCAGCAUCCCAUCGACCCCCCAGAGCAGUUUGCCGCUGUCAUUGGCGACCACUUCAUCAAGACCUAUCCACACAUCCACGCCGCGCAUGUCAAGAUCAUCCAACACCGAUGGACCCGCAUGACCAUUGACGGCAAGCCACAUCCUCACUCUUUCUUCCGCGAUGGCGACGAGACACGCGUUAUCGAAUCAGUCACACGGGAGGGCGAGGGUUUCUCCAUUCGAUCCAAAAUCGAAAAGCUGCUUGUACUCAAGAGCACUGGGUCAGCAUUCCACGGCUUCCAUCGCGAUGAGUUCACCAAGCUGCCUGAGACCUGGGACCGCAUUCUCAGCACUGAGAUUGAGGCUGGUUGGCAAUGGAAGUUGUUCAAGACCCUUGCGGAGGUCAGGGAGGUAGACUUUAAUGCUGCCUGGAAAGCUGCACGGGAUAUCACAUUAAAGGUGUUCGCCGAGGACGAUAGUGCCAGUGUACAAGCCACCAUGUACAAGAUGUGCGACAAGAUCCUCGCUGCUGUUCCUCUAGUCGAGGCUGUCGACUAUUCUCUUCCCAACAAGCACUACUUUGAGAUUGACCUUUCAUGGCACAAGGGCAUCCAAAACCUAGGCAAGGACGCUACCGUCUUGGCUCCUCAGUCUGAUCCCAACGGCCUCAUCCAGUGCACUGUUACGCGCAAGGGCAACAAGUCCAAGCUGUAA
This is a messenger RNA of Plenodomus lingam JN3, 903 nucleotides long. RefSeq lists its product as uncharacterized. The record is from RefSeq and is a predicted model, not a curated record. Gene Ontology annotation, molecular function: urate oxidase activity. Gene Ontology annotation, biological process: urate catabolic process; purine nucleobase catabolic process. Lineage: Eukaryota; Fungi; Ascomycota; Dothideomycetes; Pleosporales; Leptosphaeriaceae. Gene Ontology annotation, cellular component: peroxisome.